Messenger RNA from Nycticebus coucang (slow loris), 195 nucleotides. RefSeq names its product translation machinery-associated protein 7-like. The transcript has 2 exons. The record is from RefSeq and is a predicted model, not a curated record. Bases 1 to 195 code for a protein of 64 amino acids. Lineage: Eukaryota; Metazoa; Chordata; Mammalia; Primates; Lorisidae.
AUGGGAGGUAGAAAGGGGGGAAGAAAAAAGCCCCUGAAACAGCUCAAGAAUCAGACCAAGGAGCUGGCCAAGGAAGAUGAGAUGUUCAAACAGAAACAAAAACAGGAGCAGAAGAAACUGGAGGAGCUAAAAGCGAAGGCCAUGGGGAGGGGACCCCUGGCCUCAGGUGGAAGUAAGAAAUCUGACAAAAAGUAA